UAUAGUUCCGGCCUUUCCGGUAACCAGAAAGUCCAGCUGAAUGAGGCUUGUGGAUGUGGCCUUCUAAAGAUGGAGGUCAAUAAUAAUAGUCAAGCUGAAGAUCUGGAAGGGAAUCACCCAGACAAUACUAACCCCACACUGACACAAGCUGAAGACGUGGACGGGAAUUACGCAGACAAUAUUAACCCCACACAUGUACAGAUACAAGCUGAAGACGUGGAAGGGAAUUAUCCUGACAAUACUAACCCCACACUAACACAAGCUGAAGACGUGGACGGGAAUUACGCAGACAAUAUUAACCCCACACAUGUACAGAUACAAGCUGAAGACGUGGAAGGGAAUUAUCCAGAUCUAGACAAUACUAACCCCACACUGACACAAGCCGGAGACUUGGAAGGGAAUUACCCAGACAAUAUUAACCCCACACUAACACAAGCCGGAGACUUGGAAGGGAAUUACCCAGACAAUAUUAACCCCACACAUGUACAGAUACAAGCUGAAGACGUGGAAGGGAAUUAUCCUGACAAUACUAACCCCACACAUGUACAGAUACAAGCUGGAGACUUGGAAGGGAAUCAUCAAGACAAUUCUAACUCUUCCAUGAAUUGUUCGGACAAUGUUAACCUCACCCUUACACAAGCUGAAGAUAAGGAAGGUCGGAAUACUAACUACACACCUGCACUUAUACUAGCUAAAGAUGUGGAAGGGAAUCCUUCAGAAAACACUAACCUUACCUUGAUAGUUGGGGGAGAGGAGAUGACCUGCAGUCGAGACAAGUUAUCCAGCAACAGUGAUUAUUUCAAAGCCAUGUUCGACAGCAACAUGAAAGAAAGUACCUCAGACUGUAUCUCUUUAGAGCAGGUUGACCCAGAAGCCAUGAGGAUUAUUUUGGACUUCCUUGUUACCGGAAGGCUGGAUUUGACACAGGACAAUGUUCACAUUGUCACAGAGACAGCAUGCAUGUUUCAGAUAAAGCUUGUGAUUGACCUGUGUUGUGAGUUAAUGGAUGACUUGCUGAAUGAUGACAAUUGUUUGGCCAUCUUGUCACUUACACACACGUUUGCACUGGAAGAACUUUUUCAGAAAGCUAAACGUCACUGUCUUUGGUAUUUUUCGGAGAUUGUACCAACAUCAAAUUUCGUGGAUAUAGAUGUGGAUCUUCUGUAUGAGAUACUGUUGGACAGAAAAUUGGUUGUGAACUCAGAAAUGAAGGUUUAUGACGCAAUAGAAAAAUGGGUAUCCCACAAUAUCUCUGAAAGGAAGAUGCAUCUAGAAGAGUUAUUUCCCUUGAUUCGAAAGGAAGCGUUCACAGAGGAAGAGAUUUCCAUGUUGAGGCAGAAAACAAUGCUACAAGACUAUCAACACAUGUUUGAAAAGUCAGAUACUUCACCUUCAGGGAAGCAGAAAUACCGGGCAGUUCCUUACUGUCUCUGGAGUCUUGGAGGACAAGAUGACUAUGAUGAUAUUUAUGCCUCUGAUGAUGAACUAGACAUGGAACCACCACCCAAAAUCCUUAAACUCAGUGAUAUUGACACAACAUGUACCUUUGAGAGUAUUCCAAUGGAUGAACAAGACCAUCCAUCUGUGAUACAACAGGAAACUGGCUACAGUGUCUGUGUCCACGGUAAGGAUAUAUAUGUGAGUGGGGGUCUGACUUCUCUGGGCCCUGGAAGAAACAGCUGGCUGAUGGAUGUUUGGAAACUUGACACGUUUACCUCAGUUUGGGAGAAUGUAACUCAGCUCCGGUCACCACGACGACAUCACACCAUGAUCUGCGUUGGCGAGUCGCUCAUCCUAAUAGGGGGAUUUGGAAAGUAUCGUAUGAAAUUGAAAACCUGUGAGGAGUUCAAUAUGAAAACAGGAGAAUGGAAAGAUUUACCUCCAAUGCCAGAAGAAUCAUUUUUGAUUGCUGCAUGUGCUACAUCGUCAAACCGAAUAUAUGCCUUCAAAUCGAGAGCCUUUUACUACGAUCUCGGCUCAUCCCAUUGGAGUAAGGUGGCAUCCUCAGUGUACAGUUUGAAGAAGCUAGUACCAUCCACAGCUGUGUACAUACCCAGUAAAGACUGUGUCUACAUAGUGUCCCGCUACCACAAAGACCUACUCUGUUUCAAUCUGGCAACACAGACUCUGACAACAGUUGGACAAUUUCAGUAUGGUGAGGCAGCCAGCAAUGCUGUGGUAUACAGAGACCGGGUAUGUCGGUUCACAGCCCCUGAGGUCAGUCCUGUACUCGAGUGGUAUGACUUGGUAAAAGAAGAAUUCAGCUGUAGGUCAGAUCCGGUCGAUGGAAUCUCGGUGCUCAAUUUUCAUCUCCUACCAAUUCCAGAUAUGUUAGAACAGUAACAAUAGGUUGAGGCCCCAGGAACAUAAACUAGUCUCCAGAUUUCAAAUGUUGUUAGACCUGAAAAAUACUAGUGUUCCACCCUUUUGAUCCUAUUUUUUGUGCCAACCAUGAAGUUGUUUUGAUGGCCAGCUGGCCAUUCACAAGGAAGGACUAUCAAAGUCCACAUUCCUUGUCUUUAUAACUGAAGUAAAAACUAUUUUGAAAAAAUUGAGAACAUUUCCUGACCUACUUACUCAAUUAAUUUUCUGGCAUGUUACAGGAAUCACAACAUAGUCCAGGUAUUAAUUUUAGGCCUUAUCAGUAAACAGUACAAUAUUGAUAUAAAAAGAAAAAACAUUGUUUUACUAAACUCAGAUCUUAGUAUUGUUCAGGAAUUCAGGUAUUUAGAAUUUGGACUAAUUGCUUUAUGUUCCUGGAGCAAAAAAAAACAAUAUGAACCUAUGGUUAAGGUUGAUGUGAAUAGUUUUAAAGUGUGUUAUCUUGAUUCAUAUAAAAUCUUAUUUUUCCAAAUGUAAAACAUUAAAACAUGCACUCUUCUAUAAAGGGGACAAGCUUAAAACACUUCACAUUAGACUACAGGUGUCCUAUUUGUAGUACAAAAGUCAGUUCAAUGUUUUCAUUAUGUAGAAAAUGUUCAAAGAAUGAAAAUAAUUUAAUAUAUGAACAACUUGGAAGUAAGAUAUCCUAAAUCUAAUGCAGAUUUACUUUAGUUCUCAAUAUAUUAUCUUUAUAAAUGGACUUAACGUGAAGGAUAAAUAAGAAUGAGGACAACAGGAAGGAUAAGUAAGAAUGAGGACAGUGUGAAGGAUAAGUAAGAACGAGGACAGUAUGAAGGAUAAGUAAGAAUGAGGACAGUGUGAAGGAUAAGUAAGAAUGAGGACAACAGGAAGGAUCGUGAAGGAUAAGUAAGAAUGAAGACAACGUGAAGGAUAAGUAAGAAUGAGGACAGCAUGAAGGAUAAGUAAGAAUGAUGACAGUGUGAAGGAUAAGUAAGAAUGAGGACAGUAUGAAGGAUAAGUAAGAAUGAGGACAACAGGAAGGAUCGUGAAGGAUAAGUAAGAAUGAAGACAACGUGAAGGAUAAGGAAGAAUGAGGACAACGUGAAGGAUAAGUAAGAAUGAGGACAGUGUGAAGGAUAAGUAAGAAUGAGGACAGCGUGAAGGAUAAGUAAGAAUGAUGACAGUGUGAAGGAUAAGUAAGAAUGAGGACAACAGGAAGGAUAAGUAAGAAUGAGGACAGUGUGAAGGAUAAGUAAGAAUGAAGACAACGUGAAGGAUAAGGAAGAAUGAGGACAACGUGAAGGUUAAGUAAGAAUGAUGACAGUGUGAAGGAUUAAGUAAGAAUGAGGACAACAGGAAGGAUAUGUAAGAAUGAGGACAGUGUGAAGGAUUAGUAAGAAUGAGGACAACGUGAAGGAUAAGUAAGAAUGAGGACAGUAUGAAGGAUAAGUAAGAAUGAGGACAACUGGAAGGAUAAGUAAGAAUGAUGACAGUGUGAAGGAUAAGUAAGAAUGAGGACAGUAUGAAGGAUAAGUAAGAAUGAGGACAGUAUGAAGGAUAAGUAAGAAUGAGGACAGUGUGAAGGAUAAGUAAGAAUGAGGACAGUAUGAAGGAUAAGUAAGAAUGAGGACAGUGUGAAGGAUAAGUAAGAAUGAGGACAACGUGAAGGAUAAGUAAGAAUGAUGACAGUGUGAAGGAUAAGUAAGAAUGAGGACAACGUGAAGGAUAAGUAAGAAUGAGGACAACGUGUGAAGGAUAAGUAAGAAUGAGGACAGCGUGAAGGAUAAGUAAGAAUAAGGACAACGUGGAGGAUAAGUAAGAAUGAGGACAACAGAAAGGAUAAGUAAGAAUGAGGACAGCGUGAAGGAUGAGUAAGAAUGAGGACAACGUGAAGGAUAAGAAAGAAUGAGGACAACAGAAAGGAUAAGUAAGAAUGAGGACAACAGGAAGGAUAAGAAAGAAUGAGGACAACUGGAAAGAUAAGUAAGAAUGAGGAUAACAUGAAGGAUAAUUAUAUGUAGGAAUGAGGUCUAUCUAAUAUAAAGGUAUCAGAGUGCAGUUUAAACUGUUUUGUAGGUAUGUUAUUUAUGGAAUUUAAACCACAGAAGUUUGAUGCAUCAAUAUAUGUAGUAUAUAACCUUGGUACCAUUAUGUUACAUUAAUAUAACACAGAUGUACCAAUAUACAUGUCUAUAUAAUAUUACAUAUUGAUACAUCAAACUCAAACGUUUAGACCAAAUAUCCAAAUUGUCUCGAUAAUAUCAGACAAAGAAGGUUUUUUCCGACUUGAAAUCAGUCAUAAUAUUCUAAAAGCCUGUUGUAUUACUUCUGUUGACCAAUGGUCAGACCAGAAACUUUUCUCACCUGACAACCAAUUGUUGGACCAGGAACUUUUCUCACCUGACAACCAAUGGUCGGACCAGGAUUUUUCUCACCUGACAACCAAUUGUUGGACCAGGAACUUUUCUCACCUGAUGGUUGUUGUUAUACAUAUUAUGUGUGUAAGGUUAUCUGUUCAGUGUUUGUACUAGGCACAUCCAAAUGGAAGUUACAAUUGCAUGUUAGAUUUCGAUUCUGUAAAGUGUUACGAUUAUAUGCUACCUCAAUCAUAUACUUUGAUUACAUUACUAAAAGUGUUACUGAUAGGGGUGGCUGUAAUUGUGAUAGGGGUCACUGUAAUCGUGAUAGGGGUCACUGUAAUCGUGAUAGGGGUGGCUGUAAUCGUAAUAGGGGUCACUGUAAUCGUGAUAGGGGUCACUGUAAUCGUGAUAGGGAUCACUGUAAUCGUGAUAGGGGUCACUGUAAUCGUGAUAGGGGUCACUGUAAUCGUGAUAGGGGUCACUGUAAUCGUGAUAGGGGUCACUGUAAUCGUGAUAGGGGUCACUGUAAUCAUGAUAGGGGUCACUGUAAUCGUGAAAGGGGUCACUGUAAUCUUGAUAGGGGUCACUGUAAUCGUUAGUAAUGGGAGGGGCUAUGUAGGCAGUAAAACAAAACCUGUCAAAUAUGAAAGCCCUAUCUCAUCCAAUUACUAUAUUGUGGCCAAGUUCUUGUUACCAGGAACACACUUGUGAAAUACUUAGUUGUAUCCUCAAAAGUAUUGAAACAACACUGUUUUAUUAGAACAAAACAUUAACUUAGCUAUGUAUGGAUACUGACGAAUGCCAAUACCAGGGAGUCUGGAAAUCAUCCUGGCAAACUAAAAAUUCACCCGUUAAAAAGUACAAUGUGAAGUAGUUAAUAGAAUUAGUACUGUGUGCUAAUGUAGAACCUUCUUCUCAAACCUGAUUGUAAGACAAAGUCUAAGGGUUUUAAUAUAAUACCAGUAUUUAAAAUAAGGUGAGACAGAGACAGAAGAAAAUAUUGACAUUGUUUUAUUCCUACUUCUAUAUAGAAAAGUGUGGUGGCCACCAUGAAUACAUGUACAUAAGAAAUAUGUACUCUAUAACAUAUUAGUGUUGUGAUAACUUCUAUAUAGAAAAGUAUGGUGGCCACCAUGAAUACAUGUACAUAAGAAAUAUGUACUCUAUAACAUAUUAGUGUUGUGAUAUACAGAAGACAUGAAUUUCAGUUUUAUUUAAGAUUAAGGAAUAAAUUGAUCAUUUUACGAAGUAUCUGGCAAAAGAUGAAAAUGAAGGAAUUACAAAAAACAAAUGCAAGAAUCUGUUUAUCAAAUAAACAAGCUUGUAAUGUUUUAAAUUCAACUUCUUUUAAACAAUAUAUAGUUUAAGUUUAAUUUGUUUACACAUAAAACACAUUAAACAAUAACAGUUCUACUUCAAAGUAAAGUACAUGCAUGUCAAGCCAGUUAUGACAGUAUACACUACUAAUAUAUCAAGUAAAAUGUAGUCUAAACAUAACUUACCUAUAUAUAGAUUAUCAUUGCUUAGCAUGGUGUUUUUUCUCAUACAUUAUGUACAGGUAGAUAAUGAUUUCAUCAAUCACAAAAAACAUAAUAAAAUGUAACGUAAUAUGAUUGAAUAUACAUAGUAUGUAAGACUUGAGUCUUAGAUUGUCACAUGAUCAGAAGUCAGCUUCACUUGGAAUUACACAUCGGUCGCCUGUCCGAACACUUUGUCAGUUGUCUGUCGGCUUAUUGUUAAGGCGAACACUUUGUCAGUUGUCUGUCGGCUUAUUGUUAAGGCGAACACUUUGUCAGUUGUCUGUCGGCUUAUUGUUAACAAUGUGAUAACAGUUGUUUGAAUGACGGAAGCAUCAUUCAUUCUUGAUCCUAAUUUACUUGUUCCGUUUUUUUUAAAGAGAUUUUAAAAUCAAAACAACUUUGCAGGACAAAAUUUGCAGUGUAAAAUAUUGUUACAUACUACAAAUCUAUGUUUUAGUAUAAAAUGAUGGAAGAAAUACUCACUAUAGUGGCACCUCAGAAUUAAAAGAUGUUCCUGGUACAAAACUGAACAGAAAAUCAAUGCAUGGGUUUUUUCCUUUUGAUAUAAAUGUCUAUACACUUGUUAUUGUGUGAUUCUAAUGAGACUCGGGAGAUUCCUGGCUCUGAAAUCUUGCCAUAGCAUGUUCAAAUCAACUCUACACAUUACCGAGUACUGUUUGUUAAGUUUUUACUCUUGUUGAUCAAUAUAUUCCAUAUGUUUUUUACAUUUCCAAUAAAGUUGAUGAUUUUCAA
This is a messenger RNA of Pecten maximus, 6976 nucleotides long. Its product is annotated as kelch-like protein 30. The record is from RefSeq and is a predicted model, not a curated record. The transcript is spliced from 6 exons. The coding region runs from base 70 to 2343 and encodes 757 amino acids. Lineage: Eukaryota; Metazoa; Mollusca; Bivalvia; Pectinida; Pectinidae. Gene Ontology annotation, molecular function: protein binding.